This is a messenger RNA of Scomber japonicus (chub mackerel), 2638 nucleotides long. RefSeq names its product cytochrome P450 2K1-like. Gene Ontology annotation, cellular component: cytoplasm; intracellular membrane-bounded organelle. The record is from RefSeq and is a predicted model, not a curated record. Gene Ontology annotation, molecular function: heme binding; iron ion binding; oxidoreductase activity, acting on paired donors, with incorporation or reduction of molecular oxygen, reduced flavin or flavoprotein as one donor, and incorporation of one atom of oxygen. Gene Ontology annotation, biological process: xenobiotic metabolic process. The transcript is spliced from 9 exons. NCBI's taxonomy places the organism in Eukaryota, Metazoa, Chordata, Actinopteri, Scombriformes, Scombridae. The coding region runs from base 62 to 1579 and encodes 505 amino acids.
AAGCAGGACAAACAACAUAUUUAUUCAGUACACUGGGAAGGAUACAGUUUGUUUUAAAGUUAUGGGGCUAUUAGAUGUAUUUCUCCAGUCCUCCAGUUCUGUCUCCUUGUUAGCAGCUCUCAUAGUACUGGUGCUGGUCUACGUAAUCUCCUCCUCAAGCUUCAGCUCCAAGUCAGAUGGAAACGAUCCUCCAGGACCAAAACCAUUCCCUAUACUUGGUAACCUGCCGCAGCUGGACCUCAAGAAACCACACAGCACAUUACUGGCGCUUUCCAAGAAAUAUGGGUCAGUGUUCACUAUCUAUUUGGGAUCCAGAAAAGUGGUGGUCGUGGCAGGAUACAAAGCAGUAAAGGAGGCACUUGUCAACCAUGCUGAUGAUUUUGGAGACAGGGAUAUAAUGCCAAUUGUGGAAAAAAUUAACAAAGGACAUGGGGUUUUAUGGUCCAACGGGGAUUCAUGGAAAGAGAUGAGACGCUUUGCUUUGACUAACCUGAGAGACUUUGGAAUGGGUAAAAAGGCAUGUGAGGACAAAAUCAUUGAGGAAUGUCAGUCUCUUAUGGAAGUGUUUAAGAAAUUCAAAGGAGAAGCUUUUGAUACAACCCAACCAAUGAACUAUGCAGUCUCUAAUAUCAUCUGCUCCAUGGUCUAUGGCAGCAGAUUUGAAUACGAUGAUCCAGAGUUUACAGCCCUGGUAGAUCGCACAAACAAAACCAUUCAAAUUGUGGGCUCCCCAUCAAUACAGUUGUACAACAUGUUUCCUUGGAUUGGCAAAUUCUUCUCUGACACUAAGGAAGUCCUGCAGUCAUUUCAGAGCAACAAGGCGCAGACCCUUAAGUUGAUCAAUAAUUUGAAAGAGACCCUCAAUCCACAGAUGUGCAGAGGUUUCGUGGAUGCCUUUCUGGUCCGAAAACAAAAUCUGGAGGAAUCUGGGACUAACAACAGCCACUUCCAUAAUGAAAACCUAAUGAAUACCGUCGGUAAUCUCUUUGCUGCUGGCACUGAUACAACAGCAACUACACUGAGAUGGGGACUUCUGCUUAUGGCCAAGUAUCCAAAAAUACAGGACCAGGUCCAGGAGGAGCUGAGCAGGGUGAUAGGAAGUCGUCAGGUUCAAGUCGAGGACAGGAAGACUCUGCCCUUCACCGACGCUGUCAUCCAUGAGACACAGAGACUAGGCAACAUCGUGCCCAUGGCUCUUCCUCACAGGACCAGCAGAGACGUCACCUUCCAGGGUCACCUAAUUAAAAAGGGGACGACAGUUUAUCCUCUCCUGACAUCUGUCCUCUAUGAUGAGAGUGAGUGGGAGCAUCCACGCACCUUUCAUCCUGCUCACUUCCUGGACAAAGAUGGAAAGUUCGUCAAGCGAGAUGCAUUCAUGCCUUUUUCUGCAGGUCGCAGGAUUUGUCUCGGUGAGAGUCUGGCCAGGAUGGAGCUCUUCGUCUUCUUCACCACACUCAUGCAGCACUUCCGUUUCACUGCUCCACCUGGAGUUUCAGAGGAUGAGCUGGAUCUUACACCACGAAUGGGCUUGACCCUUAACCCCUCACCUCAUAAACUGUGUGCUGUCCCCCGUUUGUGAGGAGCAAGGUGAUGCUGCUUGAUCAGUUACAUUUGAGUCGUUUCUAAUUUCUACAAUGUUAUACACCGUGUAGUGCAACAGCAGUUGUUAAAUUCAACCUACAAGAUGUAAUGAUUCGAUGUAUCCAUAAUCACACCCUCUGUUGACUGACUCUGGCAUUUGGGGAAGCAACUUGUUCUCAACAAUGACCUCAGACUCGUACACGUCCGACCGCUAUACUCACUGUACUCUGGCACUAUAUGGAGGCUGAGUUUGACAGUAAUCUCUGAGAGGAAUGUAAUGCAUAGUGGCUAAAAUGGCUCAAAGUUCUGCACAUACUGUAUGCCCUUCAUGACUGAUGUGCCCCUCUCAGUGUUUCCCACAGAAUAUUGAGAGACUAUAGUGAUUGGACCUCAGUCUGACCCUCUAGGGGGGUCCAGGGGCAAAAUUUGAAGUCAAAUGCAUGUUUCAAGUGCACUCUGAGAGCACAAUUAAGAUGUUAUAUCUAUAAAACAUAACAAAUGUGUACUCUAAACAAUUUUGUGCUUUAGUACAGAGAUGUUUGGCCGCUAUGAAACUGUAGUGGCACAAAUUAGACUAUGGUGGGCCGCCACAAUCUAUAUAAUUAAUGGGAAACGCUGGCCCCUCUGUACAAAACUAAUAAAUAUACUGUAUAUCUUAUUGAUAAUACAAUUAUUAUUAUUAUUGCUGCUGCCACUCUAAUUAUCAAUUUUACACCAAGUACAGUACAAUAACAACAAUUAACAAACAAGUGUGUGAUCAUACCCUGUAACCUAUUUAAAUAACCAGAGGUGUGCUUUGUUUUAAUGUUUCUGUAUUAUCCUUCUGUCAAAGUAUUUUAUGUGGUCUUAUGAAUUCUGCUCUGCUACAUAUAGUAUUGCUGUUCCUGUUUAAAUUCAUUUUAUAUGUCUUUUGUAGCUGUCAUUACACCUGCUCAGGGACUGCAGUUGAAAAUGACUCUAAAUGGCCAAGAACUGGCACAUUUAAAGAAAUGUUUAUUAAUGUUAACUUUCCCUGUAACUUUAGAUGGUAUAAAUAAAUAAGAACAUAAACAACAGA